Messenger RNA from Macrobrachium nipponense, 2226 nucleotides. RefSeq names its product sialin-like. The transcript is spliced from 13 exons. NCBI's taxonomy places the organism in Eukaryota, Metazoa, Arthropoda, Malacostraca, Decapoda, Palaemonidae. Gene Ontology annotation, biological process: monoatomic anion transport; transmembrane transport. Gene Ontology annotation, cellular component: membrane. Gene Ontology annotation, molecular function: transmembrane transporter activity. The coding region runs from base 170 to 1798 and encodes 542 amino acids. The record is from RefSeq and is a predicted model, not a curated record.
CAACAAUUGUAGUCAAGUGUGUGUCCUUGCAUCGAGUGAAUUUUUUGAAGGACAACUUAUUAGCUGUGAUUCUCAGUCACAUAUGGUUCUGAGAGUCGUCUGACGGGUCUGUGUAGAAUCAGCGGUGCUCGAUACCUGAUUGGAGUUAGUCAGUUUGUAUCCAGAAGACAUGGUCAAUAUAACGAACAUCAAUUACCGAAGUAAAGUAGACGAUUUCUUAAGGAGAAGAUUAGGAUGGAUGCCGGCUCGCAUAGCGCUGGCCAUAAUAUCUUGGUUCGGCUUCGUCAACCUGUACAUGACUAGAGUCAACUUGUCCAUCGCAAUAGUCGCGAUGGUCAAGAGGAAUGCGACCACGGGCAGAGCAGUCUCCUGCGGCUCGGCGACUGACCAGAGCGAGUCGAUGUUGCAGUUCAAUAGCAGUCACGCCUUGGAGCUGACUGAGAUACCUGGCAAGGUGACGACGAUAGUUCCUGACUUACAAAAUGAGGAAGGUGAAUUCCUCUGGGAUGACACAACUCAAGGUCUGGUCCUCGGUUCCUUCUCCUACGGCUACGCACUGACGCAGGUCCUUGGAGGUCGCUUGGCGGAGCUGUACGGAGCCAGGAUGGUCUAUGGCGUUUGCAUCCUGGGUGGUGGAAUUUUUGCUCUUCUCUCUCCUGUCAUGGCGAGGUGGCAUUAUGGGGCUUUGAUCGCUCUUCGUAUAAUCCACGGAAUGUUUCAGGGAGUCUCUUGGCCCUGCAUGCAUGCUUGCAUCACGCGCUGGAUUCCUCCGAUCGAGAGACCGAGGUUUGUCGCCAUUGUUUAUCUUGCUGCCACUUUGAGCUCAGCCAUGACAAUGCCCCUGUGUGGGGUCAUUAUCGACAACCACGGAUGGGCGUCCCAGUUCUACGUCAUGGGCGCCCUCUCCCUCCUGUGGUGCUGCGUCUGGUUCAACUUUAUGCAUAACUCCCCCGAGGAGCAUCCCAGAAUCAGCGUCCGAGAACUGCAGUACAUAAGAACAGCCCUGAAGGAAAGUGGCACGAAGAGCAGCGCUUCCAGGAGGGUCCCCUGGAAGGAGAUCUUCUCCAGCCUUCCAGUGUGGGCCAUCUUUGCCGGCUGCACUGGAAACGGCUGGGGCAUCUCUCUCCUCUUCGCUCAGCUUCCGACCUACAUGAAGAACGUCUUGGGAUUCUCCAUCAGGGAUAACGGAACUUUAUCCGCAGCUCCCUUCCUCUGUCGCUACAUAGGGGGCAUCUUCUGGAGUUCUUUCUCCAGCUGGCUGAUCUCUCGAAAUUACCUCUCCGUCACGAAUUCCAGAAGGAUUUUUGGUGUACUAGCUCUCUGGGGACCUGGAAUUAUGAUCCUGGGAGUGUCCUUCGCUGGAUGCGACGCCACAACAGCCAUAACCUUGCUCUGCUUGGCUCUCUUCUGCAACGGCGCCAACACGACAAGCAUCUUGGUCAAUCACACGGACAUUGCUCCAAACUUUGCUGGAACUCUCUUAGGGUUAGACAACACCCUGGGAUCGAUCAUAGCUUUUAUUGUGCCGAUCGUCACGGGAGUGAUGACGGAAGGACAGGAAUCUAUGGAAGCCUGGCAGAGAGUCUUCUGGAUCUGCGUCCCAAUAUACUUCAUCACGGCCAUCUUCUACCUGUUCCUCGUCACGGGAGAGGUCCAGCCUUGGAAUGACGUCGAGUUUGUGAGAGUAUCUCCCUCCUCGUCUUCCAGUGCUUCUUCUGCCUCGAAGAGGCAAAAACCUCAGGACGUCGAGAGCUCCAUUUCGGAGGAAGAGAAGGCGCCGAUGAAAAGUUCCGAGUGAUGAGAAAGUAUCCAAAUUGUUUCAUGAUUUUAUGAUGGCAGGGCAAGGUUCCAGGAAAAAAAAAAAUAAAAAAAAAAAAAAGAGGCGUCGCUGCUGACUUAUUCCGUUAUGAAGGAAGUUACGUGUAUAAAAAAAAAAGUAUGAUGUGAAGAGAGGAACGAGGAAUUUCAAAAUUUCGAAAAUGGAAGAUAAAAAUGCCAAUGUUAAAGAUUUUUCCAUUUUGAGCAGAAUUAUGAACAUAAAAGCCAAAAACCCCAUUGUGAAAGCCUUCCCCUUUUAAUUCAUUCUUCCUGGUGCCUUUAUGCUUUUAAACAAAAAGAAAAUAGAUUAAUUUGGAACGAAAAUUUACACUAAGUAAAUUCACAUUCAUAGUAAAACAGUAAUGUAUUCAAAUUGAUUUAAAUACAUAAAAGACAACCUCUUUUUUU